This is a messenger RNA of Atta colombica, 1314 nucleotides long. It is a transcript of the gene Galt, whose product is annotated as probable galactose-1-phosphate uridylyltransferase. The coding region runs from base 148 to 1314 and encodes 388 amino acids. Gene Ontology annotation, molecular function: zinc ion binding; UDP-glucose:hexose-1-phosphate uridylyltransferase activity. Lineage: Eukaryota; Metazoa; Arthropoda; Insecta; Hymenoptera; Formicidae. Gene Ontology annotation, cellular component: cytoplasm. The record is from RefSeq and is a predicted model, not a curated record. The transcript is spliced from 8 exons. Gene Ontology annotation, biological process: beta-D-galactose catabolic process via UDP-galactose, Leloir pathway.
CUCUACUCAUGUCGUUCCUAGUUGUUACUGCAUUUCGUCGAAAUGUGAUUCAUGUAAAUACGAAAGAAGAACAAUAUUCAGUAAUUAUCAAGCAUAACAGAAUUUCUGUCACAGAAUUUCAGUUAUUCACUGAGCUUUUAUAUAAAAAUGUCAGUGAAAGGUGACGAAUCAUUAGAAAGAAACAAGAAUGGAACAAAAGAUAUAUCAAAAAAUAACGCCACAUCAUCAGCAUUUGAUCCAAUUGAACAUCAACAUAUAAGAUAUAAUCCAUUAAGAGGAGAAUGGGUAUUAGUGUCACCACAUCGUAUGAAGCGACCAUGGGGAGGUCAAAUAGAACAUAAUAUAGAUGAGGAGCUUCCAGAUUAUGAUUCCAAUAAUCCACUUUGCCCAGGAAAUAUUAGAGCUAGUGGAGAAGUAACUCCAAUGUAUCAAAAUACGUUCUCGUUCGUGAAUGACUUUCCUGCUUUACUAGAAUCAGUACCAAAUCCACCAAAAUCCGAUGAUGAAUUGUUCCAAAUGGAAUCUGCUAAAGGUACCUGUAAAGUGAUGUGUUUUCAUCCAAAGUCAAACGUAACAAUAGCAUUGAUGAAGAUUUAUGAAAUCAAGGAAGUAAUCAAACAGUGGAUCUAUGAGAUGUUGGACUUGGGUAAAAAAUGGAUCUGGGUCCAGAUAUUUGAAAAUAGAGGCGCUUUGAUGGGCUGUAGCAAUGCACAUCCUCACUGUCAGAUAUGGUCCAGUUCGUUUUUACCGAAUGAAAUUAGAAUAAAAGACGAAUAUCUCAAAGAUUUUUAUAUACGUAAUAAGAAACCUCUUCUUAUUGAUUACAUGCAGAAAGAAAUUUUAAAAAGGGAUCGCAUUGUAAUAGAAAAUCGUGAUUGGAUAGUUGUAGUGCCAUUCUGGGCAGUUUGGCCAUAUGAAACUAUGAUAUUACCCAAAAAACAAGUAACUAGAAUGCAAGAAUUAUCAGACAAUCAACAAGAAUCUCUAGCUGUCAUCAUGAAAAGAUUGUGUACAAAGUAUGAUAAUCUCUUUCACUGUUCUUUUCCAUAUUCAAUGGGAUGGCAUGGUGCUCCAAUGGGUUCACAUCAGAAUCGUGAUUAUCCAUAUUGGACUUUUCAUGGACUAUACUUACCACCUUUACUACGUUCUUCUACCAUAAAGAAGCACAUGGUCGGUUAUGAGCUUUUAGCUCAAGUACAAAGAGAUCUAACACCAGAACAAGCAGCAGAAAAAUUAAGAAACUUAUCAGAUUCUCAUUAUAAACAUCCAGAAACUAGUCUAACUGUAGAGGAAAUAGAAAAAUAUUCAAAUUAA